CAUCUUCCUCUCUUUCUAUUGUCUGUCUUUUCUUCCUCACCCUCUCUUCGAGGGUUUUUUUUCUUUUUUUUUUCUUUCCUUUUUUUCUUUUUUUCUUUUCUCUUUGUAAUUUAGUUUUUCAUUUUAUUCUCGUUUCCCAUUUCUAUUACCUCUUCAAACCCUAACCCUAGAACUGAAGAUGUUGCCACAGAAGUUUAGGCAGAAUCCAAUGAUUGAGCAACACUCUCUCUACCAACACCCUGCUCUUAUUACUCCACAGAUAGAGCCUAUCUUGAGUGGAAAUCUGCCUCCUGGCUUUGAUUCGAGUACUUGCCGCAGUGUUUAUGUCGGCAACAUUCAUCCUCAGGUUUCAGAGCCCCUGCUUCAAGAGCUGUUUUCAAGUGCUGGUGCCCUUGAAGGGUGCAAGCUUAUUCGAAAAGAAAAGUCAUCAUAUGGCUUCGUGGACUACUUUGAUCGCAGUUCAGCUGCAAUUGCUAUUGUGACUCUCAAUGGGAGGAAUAUUUUUGGGCAGUCUAUCAAAGUUAACUGGGCUUAUACUCGUGGUCAGAGAGAAGACACAUCAGGACACUUUCAUAUUUUUGUUGGCGACCUUAGUCCCGAGGUUACAGAUGCAACUCUGUAUGCUUGCUUCUCCGCAUAUUCUAGCUGCUCAGAUGCAAGGGUAAUGUGGGACCAGAAGACAGGCCGAUCUAGGGGGUUUGGAUUUGUUUCUUUUCGAAAUCAGCAGGAAGCCCAAAGUGCCAUAAACGAUUUAACUGGUAAAUGGCUUGGAAGUAGACAGAUCCGUUGUAAUUGGGCCACAAAAGGAGCUAAUAUGAAUGGUGAAAAUCAGAGUUCAGAGUCCAAAAGUGUUGUGGAGUUAACUAGUGGAACAUCUGAAGAAGCGCAGGAAAUGACCAGUGAUGACAGUCCUGAGAAGAAUCCUCAAUAUACCACUGUUUAUGUUGGCAAUCUUGCUCCCGAGGUUACUUCUGUUGAUCUCCAUCAUCAUUUUCAUGCCCUUGGUGUUGGAACUAUUGAAGAUGUUAGGGUGCAACGAGACAAAGGUUUUGGGUUUGUGAGAUACAGUACCCAUGGUGAAGCAGCUCUUGCUAUACAGAUGGGCAAUACUCGGUUUCUGUUUGGCAAACCUAUCAAGUGUUCAUGGGGUAGCAAGCCUACUCCUCCAGGAACAGCCUCUACUCCUCUUCCACCACCAGCUUCUACGCAUGUACCAGUGCCAGGGUUUUCACCUGCCGGUCUUGCAUUGUAUGAACGCCAGUUGGCUUUGAGCAAAAUGAAUGAGGCACAUGCCGUAAAGCGGGCAGCCAUGGGAAUGGGUGCUCUUGGGGCUGGGUAUGGGGCAGGAUUCCCUAAUGUUGCCACCACCCAGCACCUAAUGUACUACCAGUAAAAUAUCCAAUCCCCUAUGACAAAGGAUGUGUUUGUUUAUUAUAAGUUUAUUGAGCCGCUAGAAUGGUUCUACAAUACUGCAUGUUAAUUUCUUCCACCCUCCCUUUGUUGUACUCUAUUCUAACUUUUAUCCUUAUAAAUCUUUUCCUUUUGCACC
Messenger RNA from Medicago truncatula (barrel medic), 1549 nucleotides. Its product is annotated as oligouridylate-binding protein 1. The coding region runs from base 179 to 1393 and encodes 404 amino acids. Gene Ontology annotation, cellular component: cytosol. Lineage: Eukaryota; Viridiplantae; Streptophyta; Magnoliopsida; Fabales; Fabaceae. The transcript has 12 exons. The record is from RefSeq and is a predicted model, not a curated record. Gene Ontology annotation, molecular function: mRNA binding.